AUGGCACUUACCAAGCACGUUGACACCACCGGACCUCUUCGGAUCCUCUUCAACAAAUGCGCUGCCCCUAUCGUGUUAUUUCUCGCCAUCUACUACGCGGUAUGGCAGAUGAGCAUCACAGCCAUGUCAAGUCUCUUCAAGUCACGCUACGGCCUAUCAGAAACCCAUAUUGGCCUGACGUUCAUCGCAAACGGCGUGGGCUCCAUGAUCGGCACGCUGGUCACGGGCAAGCUUCUUGACCUUGACUAUCAGCGUGUCAAGGCAAAGCAUGACGCGAACAACGACCAAGAGAGCAACACCCUUACGAUCUCGGACGCCAACCAAGAAUUUCCUAUCGAAAAGGCACGACUUCGUCUCAUACCAAUCUUUGCGCUUCUCCAAUGCGUCUCCAUUGCAAUCUUUGGCUGGACCAUCAACUUCCCUCGCCAGGUACACAUCGCAGUGCCCAUCAUAUCGACCUUUAUCACGGGCUGGACCGCCGUUUCGAUACAGUCUCUGGUCAUGACGUACCUCAUCGACAUCUUCCCCGACCGCAGCGCUGCGGCUAGCGCUAGCGUCAACCUCGCUAGGUGUCUUUUCGCCGCUGGUGGCACGAGUUUUGUGAUGCCUAUGCUGAGCGGGAUCGGUGUGGGAUGGGCUUUUACUGUGUGUGUUGUGGCUCAGCUGAUCGCACUUAUAGGUGCCGGGGUGCAGUUGAGGUUUGCCGCGCGGUGGAGGGGGGAGAUGGGCAAUAGCUGA
This is a messenger RNA of Colletotrichum fioriniae, 738 nucleotides long. RefSeq lists its product as uncharacterized. Gene Ontology annotation, cellular component: plasma membrane. The record is from RefSeq and is a predicted model, not a curated record. Gene Ontology annotation, biological process: transmembrane transport. Lineage: Eukaryota; Fungi; Ascomycota; Sordariomycetes; Glomerellales; Glomerellaceae. Gene Ontology annotation, molecular function: transmembrane transporter activity.